AUGGCCGCGAAUGGAGCGCAGCAGGGCUUCGAGCCCGUGCUGGCGGCACACAAUAUGAUGCAGUCGGCAGGGAACCGGGCGCAAAAAGAGCAGGCACACCAGUUCCUGGAACAGUUCCAGAAGUCGCAAGAGGCAUGGGUAACGACGCUGGCCAUCAUCGAGUCGCCAGCAGCAGACGCAGCAGCCAAACUGUUUGCGGCUACCACUCUCAAGGGCAAGAUCGUGUAUGAUCUCCACCAAGUGCCCCGCGCACAGCUCCCAGAGCUUCGAGCCUCAAUAAUGCGGAAUCUCGCGACCUUCCAUGCUGGGCCCAAGCCUAUCAGAUUGCAGCUUUGCGUUUGCUUGGCGAAUUUGGCCAUACAAAUGACAGAAUGGAAGGAUGUUCUGUCGGAUGUCGUCACCGCACUUGGAUCAGAUCCGGCGACGCUGCCCUGUGUCCUCGACUUCCUCCGCGUACUGCCUGAAGAAGUCACGCAUGGACGAAAAAUCGCUCUCACAAAUAACAGUCUAAUGCUUGGUGGCCAGGAACACGAAUUGACUAUGAGGACGGUCGAGUUGAUCGAGGACAAUGCGCAGCAAGCUCUGCAACUUCUGAUUCGAUAUGCGACAUCUUCACCCGCGGCCGCACGGAACCCACAGCUGCUCAACUGUAUAACCUCGUGGAUGCGCGAAAUCCCGUUAGAGUCGAUCAUCAACUCUCCUCUUCUUAAAAUCAUCGCCGAUGACCUGUCCGAAACUACCGACGAGCCGUUUGAUGCCGCAGUGGAAUGCAUGAGUGCUUUGAUUGCCGAAACCCGCGACGUGGACGAAACCAUGCAGUCUAUUCUGACGCUCUAUCCGCAAGUAAUCGCCCUCCGACCGAAGCUUGCCCAGGCCGCUCAGGAAGAGGAUACAGACAAAUUCAAGGGCAUUGCCAAGGUAUUUGCAGAAGCCGGUGAAUCCUGGGUAUUGUUGAUUGCGCGUUUGCCGACCGACUUCCGGAAUCUGGUGGAAGCCAUCCUCGAAGCAGCCGCUCUCGACAAGGAGAGGGAUGCGAUUUCCCACACCUUCAAGUUCUGGUAUGACCUCAAGCAGUAUCUGACUAUCGAAAAGUACGGGGAAGCUAGAAUGCAGAGUCUCGAUAUAUACUCCAAGCUGGUCGACAUAAUGAUAGGCCACCUCGAGUUCCCGAAGCCUGAGAGUGGUGAUGAAAAGGACUUGUUUGAGGGCGACAGAGAAGCAGAGGAAAAAUUCCGCGAAUUUCGACACCAGAUGGGCGAUGUGCUAAAGGACUGCUGCGAAGUCAUGGGCGUCGUAGAGUGCUUGCAGAAACCGUACGAUCUUAUCCAGCGAUGGGUGCAGACAUAUGGCCAGCAAGCAGGGCCAAAUAACGUCCCUGAAUGGCAAAAGUUGGAGGCACCACUGUUCGCAGUGCGAGCGAUGGGCCGCAUGGUACCACCGGAUGAGGACGUCAUGCUGCCUCGCCUGAUACCACUUAUUGCAGCGAUACCCGACCACAACAAGCUCCGCUUCCAAGCGGUCAUGGCACUUGGUCGGUACACUGAGUGGACUGCGCAACACCCAGAUACCAAGCUGUAUCUGGACCCAGUUAUGCAGCACCUCGUCACAAUUGCGCAGCAGGCAAAGGACGAACCAGAGCAGAAGCUACUUGCCGACAAGAUCAAUCUGAUCACGAUAUUCGUGGAGACUGUCAGACCAGAAAUACCUUCUGGCCAAGAGCACCCCGCUGUCAAGUACUGCCAGGAGAUUUUCCCCAUGCUCGGCAACAUCAUCGAGCACUUCAACAAAAGCAUCCCAAUCCUUGAGCGAUUCUACGAGCAGCAAGCCAAGACUUUCUUACGCAUUCUCAGCGAUCUGCCACCCGAAGAGUUGCCGGAUCUCAUUGAGGAUUACUUCCGCCUCGCUGCCGAUAUGGCGCUCUAUUUCCCAUCCGAGUCGAUAUCAUCGCCCCUCAUGGAGACCAUAUUGCUUGCAGCAUGCAGCUCCCUUACCCUGCUGAAGGAAGACCCUAUCAUUGCCACACUACACUUCCUCCGCGACCUGCUCGCGUAUGGUCGCAACUCUUCACCAUCGUCCAGCUUCGAAACCGCCCGUCAGGAGGUACCAGAAGCUCUGCGCAACCGUGUCAAGCAGCUCGUGGUCGGUGCUGGAGUUCAACUUGUUCAGCGUAUCAUGACCGGCAUGAUGUACAGCUUCCCAGAAGGCGCCUUUGCCGAUUCUUCUGGUGUACUGCUUGACCUCUUCGAGCUUAUGCCGGAGCAGGUCGCUCAAUGGGUAGCCAACACUGUGAACAUGCUUCCACAAGGUAGCAUUACACCGCAAGAGAGCGAGCGCUUCCUGAACAACAUCCGACAGCGCAUUCAGACUGGCGAUGUCCGGAUGAUUAGGACCAUCUUGCAAGACUUCACGACCAGCUACCGUCGCCGCAACGUGGCGCCAAGAGAAGGAUUAGGUCGACUGGAGGCCUCGCGGUUCAGGUUCUCCGGUUAG
Molecule: messenger RNA, 2490 nt
Organism: Parastagonospora nodorum SN15
Lineage: Eukaryota; Fungi; Ascomycota; Dothideomycetes; Pleosporales; Phaeosphaeriaceae
Exons: 8
Coding region: 1-2490 (829 amino acids)
Biological process (GO): protein import into nucleus
Cellular component (GO): cytoplasm; nuclear membrane
Molecular function (GO): small GTPase binding
Source: RefSeq, a predicted model, not a curated record